UUUUUUUUUCUAGUUUGUGAUGUUCUUCAGACAGAGAUCUCUGUUUUUGCAGUAGUGAUGGAGGCACAGUUUGUAGGUCUGCAGUGUUGUUGUGAUGCUGUCUUCAAUACCUCAUGAGGCUUUGUGAUGGAAGGGUGUGAAUUGAUCUGCUGAUGCAUGUCUAUUUUAGUAUCUAGGAGGUUGGUGCAUGUCUAUCUGCUGCUGUUUUUGGAAGUAAUUAUGUAGAGUGGAAUUGAUCUGCUGCUGCUGUCAAUUAGGUGUUUUUGUGUUGUUGGUUUCUCACCAACUAGGAGGUUGGAGCUUUUUCUAACUCCAACCUCCUCUUUAUUGGUGUUUGCCUAUCAUAUCAUAUGUAAUUUAUAUCAUCAAUAAAGUUUUUCUUUUGCCGAUCAAAAAGAAAAAAAAGACGAUGGAAGCUAUAUCUUUCAGUGUGGGUGAAUCCUUGCCUUUAGCUGAUAACUCCCCAACAUUUGUUCCAUUAAAGACGUUGAUCCACACCUCACCUCUUGCACUGACCUAUUUGCUUUAUAUGCUAGUUACCAUGGUGUCUGUCCGAGGAGUAAAUGUGCCCAUGUACACCACCCUUAAGAGGACAACUGUGUGUGUAGUAUGCUUUUGGUCAGCAAGAGAUGACAAUGAUUUUGACUUCAUCUCUCAACCAUGGAACCCUGUGUACGGGUUGGAUAAACCUUGGAUACACACACCUACUCACAAGACACUUGUAUCAUCAUCAGGUGUUAUCAGUGUGGCAUUGAUCGUUAUUGGUGCAUUUAUUGGUGGGGCUCGAGACUUGUCGUUUGAUUCCUAUGGCUAUGCUGUUGUUUUUAUGGCCAACAUCACUACAGCAAUAUAUCUCGCAACCAUAGCCCGUAUUGGAAAAUCUAGUGGCCUCAAUAGCUUUAGUCUCAUGUGGUGCAAUGGAAUAUUAUGUGGGCCAUUCUUAUUGUUCUGGACAUUUAUUCGGGUUGACUUGGAGAUUACAUUGAAUUUUCCAUAUCUGUUUUCUCCUGGCUUUCUGGCUGUGUUACUUCUAUCCUGCAUACUGGCUUUCUUCUUGAAUUACAGUAUAUUCCUAAACACAACUCGUAAUUCAGCACUCACGCAGACAAUUUGUGGCAAUUUGAAGGAUCUUUUCACCAUUGGACUUGGCUGGGUGGUGUUUGGUGGGCUUCCAUUUGACUUCGUUAAUGUUGUUGGGCAAUUGCUUGGUUUUGUUGGAUCGGGUCUGUAUGCCUACUAUAAGUUCAUAGGGAAGUAACUGCACAGUCUGCUUGAAGGCUAGUCUUUCAUGCAAUGGUGGUGAUAGGUUUGUUGGCCUCAUGUGGAAUCCACAAUUUUGAUUCGAUCAUCAUGGUGUUUUUGAAGGAGAUAUACCGGCUUUGAAGAAAAAAUUGCACUCUGCUUAGGAAUAUCAUAAUUUUUGAAGAGAAUCAAGUCAUGCUUUUGCUUGAUCUGAAUGUUGUAAGCAGAUUAGGUAUCCGUUACAUGUUGUAAUUGAUAAUUGAUAUUCUUUUUACUCUAGUUGCAAAAACAUCAACUUAUUAGCCGAAAAUUUGGAAAAACAAAAUUGAGACUAUAAAUUUGUAGCAACUCUUCCCUAGUUUGCUACCUCUCACUUUGGUGCUCAUUAACUGUAGUUUG
Molecule: messenger RNA, 1641 nt
Organism: Camellia sinensis
Lineage: Eukaryota; Viridiplantae; Streptophyta; Magnoliopsida; Ericales; Theaceae
Source: RefSeq, a predicted model, not a curated record